Molecule: messenger RNA, 3395 nt
Organism: Mustela erminea (ermine)
Lineage: Eukaryota; Metazoa; Chordata; Mammalia; Carnivora; Mustelidae
Gene: MYO3B
Product: myosin IIIB
Exons: 28
Coding region: 1-3030 (1009 amino acids)
Cellular component (GO): myosin complex
Molecular function (GO): protein binding; cytoskeletal motor activity; ATP binding
Source: RefSeq, a predicted model, not a curated record
AUGCCUGUCUACCAGGGGGUUGAUGGCAGCCUCCACCUCAGUGGAAUAAACUUGGGAGCUGCUGGUUGGUCGGCAAUAAGGAGGCAUGAAAGAAUGCAUACCAGAAGACCCUAUCAUGUGGAAGAUGCUGAAAAAUACUGCCUUGAGGAUGACUUGGUCAAUUUAGAGGUUCUGGAUGAGGAUUCAAUUAUUCGUCAGUUGCAAAAGCGUUACAUGGACUUGGUGAUCUACACAUAUGUUGGAGACAUCUUAAUUGCCUUAAACCCCUUCCAGAAUCUAAGCAUAUACUCUCCACAGUAUACUCCUUAUGUACCCAUCAAUACGAGACUGGUUAAAUUGACUCUGGUACAUCCGUACAAUGGACCAAGCAGCGGUGAAAAAGUUGAAGAAGUUCUCAGUUGCAUUGUCAUCAGUGGAGAAAGUGGCUCUGGGAAGACAGAAAGUGCCCAUCUGAUUGUUCAGCAUUUGACUUUCUUGGGAAAGGCCAGUAAUCAGACCUUGAGAGAGAAAAUUCUGCAAGUCAACUCCCUGGUGGAAGCCUUUGGAAAUGCAUGCACUGCCAUCAAUGACAAUUCCAGCCGUUUUGGAAAAUAUCUGGAAAUGAUGUUUACACCAACCGGAGCUGUGAUGGGGGCAAGAAUGUCUGAGUAUCUCCUUGAAAAAUCCAGAGUUAUAAAACAGGCAGUGUAUAUAGCCGAUGAAACUGGAAGGGUGAUACAUGACAUAACUAACAAGGAGUCUUACAGAAGACAAUUUGAAGCAAUUCAGCAUUGCUUCAGAAUUAUAGGGUUCACUGACAAGGAGGUGCACUCAGUGUACAGAAUUUUGGCUGGGAUUUUAAAUAUUGGAAGCAUUGAGUUUGCGGCUAUUUCCUCUCAACAUCAAACUGAUAAAAGUGAGGUGCCCAAUGUUGAAGCUUUGGAAAACGCUGCCUCCGUUCUCUGCAUCAGUCCUGAAGAACUCCAAGAGGCCCUUAUCUCAUACUGUGUGGUCACCCGUGGUGAGACCAUCGUCCGAGCCAAUACUGUCGAUAGGGCUGCGGAUGUCCGAGAUGCUAUGUCCAAAGCAUUGUAUGGGAGGCUCUUCAGUUGGAUUGUCAAUCGCAUCAAUACACUCCUGCAGCCAGACAAAAGCAUAUGUAGUGCAGAUGAUGGUAUUAAUGUGGGGAUCUUGGAUAUUUUUGGAUUCGAGAACUUUCAGAGAAAUUCAUUUGAACAGCUCUGCAUAAACAUCGCCAAUGAGCAAAUCCAGUACUAUUUCAACCAGCACGUUUUUGCUCUUGAGCAGAUGGAAUAUCAGAAUGAAGGCAUUGAUGUUACACCUGUGGUGUAUGAGGACAAUCGCCCACUCCUGGACAUGUUCCUCCAGAAACCCCUGGGACUGCUUGCGCUUUUGGAUGAGGAAAGUCGAUUUCCCCAAGCAACUGAUCAGACCCUAGUUGAUAAAUUUGAAGAUAAUCUACGAAGCCAAUACUUCUGGAGGCCUAAGGGAGUGGAGCUGUGCUUUGGCAUUCUGCACUACGCUGGGAAGGUGUUGUAUGAUGCUUCCGGGGUUCUGGAAAAAAACAGAGACACGCUCCCUGCUGAUGUGGUUGUGGUCCUGAGAACGUCAGAAAACCAGCUUCUGCAGCAACUCUUCUCAAUUCCUUUGACCAAAACAGCUCCUUGGCUUGCAGGUAACUUGGCCCAGACAAGAGCCAGGAUAACAGCAGCCUCAAGAUCUUUGCCUCCACAUUUCAGUGCUGGGAGAACCAAAGUGGACACUCUGGAGGUGAUACGACAUCCCGAAGAAACCACCAACAUGAAGAGACAGACCAUGGCUUCUUACUUCCGGUAUUCUCUGAUGGAUCUGCUCUCCAAAAUGGUGGUCGGACAGCCCCACUUUGUGCGCUGCAUUAAACCCAAUGAUGACCGAGAGGCCCUGAAGUUCUCCCGAGAGAGUGUGCUGGCCCAGCUCCGCUCCACAGGGAUCCUGGAGACAGUCAGCAUCCGCAGGCAGGGCUAUUCCCAUCGCAUCCUCUUUGCAGAGUUUGUGAAAAGGUAUUAUUACUUGGCAUUCAAAGCACAUGAAAUGCCUCUUGCUAGCAAAGAGAGCUGUGUUGCUAUCUUGGAAAAAUCCAGAUUAGAUCACUGGGUGCUGGGAAAAACAAAGGUUUUUCUCAAAUACUAUCAUGUCGAGCAGUUAAAUUUGCUGCUGCGAGAAGUCAUAGGCAGAGUGGUUGUGCUGCAAGCGUAUGCCAAGGGGUGGCUUGGAGCCAGGAGAUACAAAAGAAUCAGAGAGAAGAGAGAGAAGGGGGCCAUUGCCAUCCAGUCAGCCUGGAGAGGAUAUGAUGCUCGGAAGAAAUUUAAGAAAAUAAGCAACAGAAGGAGUGAGUCUGUGGUUCCUAUUCAAGCAGGGCACCCUUCAGACCAAAGCAGUGAUCUGCAGCCCACUGUCACAAGGGAAAGCAAGGGAGGUGUCCCGGAUCAAGACCAUGGUGAACCUAGUGACCACACAGAUCAUAAAAGAAGUCCACAAACAGAAUUCAACAGUGGCCAUGCAGAGACUUCAAGCAACUCUCCUGUUGUCACUGAGAAAAAUCGGCAUCCACAAACCCAGUGUUCUCCAAAAGGGUGUGAUGUCUCCGCAGGACAUUCAAAUAAGCACUCCAUUUCUGGGACUGAUCUGCUAUCUUCUCGGACAUGCCAUGCUGCCCCAGGUUGCCCAGGACCAAGUCCUUCAAAAGGAGCCCCUACAAAGCUUGAAAACGGUCUUAUACAGAAGCAGCGAACACCUCGCCGAAGAUGUCAGCAGCCCAAAAUGUUGAGUAGCCCUGAGGACACCAUGUACUAUAACCAGUUAAAUGGAACUCUAGAAUAUCAAGGGAGCAAGAGGAAGCCAAGAAAACUUGGCCAAAUCAAAGUGCUUGAUGGAGAAGACGAAUAUUACAAAUCUUUGUCACCUGUGGACUCUGUUCCUGAGGAAGAUAACCCAUCCUGCCCUUUCCUUUCUUCCUCACCCUCAAAAGGAGCAUCUUCUGCUCAGCUCUGAGGUAUACUUUCUGCCCCCCACCCAGUCUGUUCAGGAUAGUAUCUCUGCAAGAAUACCUGACAUGAAGAAAACCAACAAGGUGAAAAAUGCUGUCAAGACAAAAUAACUGACCCUGGACAAAACAGAAAUCAUCCCGGGAAUACCACAGUUUUUAAAAGCUUCAUUGCAAAACCAUUGGUGUUCAUGUUAUGAGCUGCUGAUUUUUCUUCCAUUUUGGUACAUCUGCAGACAUGCCUCCAUCCACUUUAACUUACUUUAUUUUUAAAUGUCAUGCAAAUACAGAAAAAGGCACAAAUCAGAAGACUCAACUCAAUAAGUUAUCAGAAAGUCGGUAUCUACAUAACUGCCCCUACAGUCAAGUUAUC